AUGCCUCUGGCCUUGACCCUUCUGCUGCUGGUGGACCUCAGCCCGCGCGGAGGCUGGGGCUGCCUGCAGUGUGACCCGUCGGUGCGGGAGGCCCUGAGCCAGCUGCGCUUCGCCAUCAUCCCCAGCCGCUUCACUCUAGAGCAGCUGCAGGCCCGCGCUCAGGCCCUGCUGCUGGGCAUGGAGGGGGCUUUCUUCCGGGACUAUGCGCUGAACGCGUUUGUGGGGAAAGUGGGGGUAGAUCAGCUGGACCUCGUGGCAUCCUUUAUCAAGAAUCAAACAAACAGCUUAAAGGUUAAUUCUCUGAGAGAUGGGCCUCUGCUGGAAGAGCUGGUGACUCUUAGGGAGAAGGUGACCAAGGAACUCAAGAAAGUUUUAAAAUUGUAUGAAUUAAAAGCUUGCGAUCCCAAAAUGUGCCGCUUGCUAAAAGAAGAGGUCUUGGACUGUUUACAUUGCCUGAAGAUCAGUCCCGAGUGUAUCAAAAAAAAGUACUGUUUUGUUGAUAGGCAGCCCCGCAAGGCCCUGCAGUACGAGAAAAAGGGUGGAUACCCGCGGAACCAGGCCACGUUUGGCAUCGUCAUUUCCAUGUGUCUGGCUGUCUUCACCUUAGGGGUCAUCGUGGCUUUGGCUCUUACGUAUCGGCAAAACCGGAAACUUCUGCUACAGUAG
Molecule: messenger RNA, 666 nt
Organism: Rhinolophus ferrumequinum (greater horseshoe bat)
Lineage: Eukaryota; Metazoa; Chordata; Mammalia; Chiroptera; Rhinolophidae
Gene: IZUMO2
Product: IZUMO family member 2
Exons: 7
Coding region: 1-666 (221 amino acids)
Source: RefSeq, a predicted model, not a curated record